Messenger RNA from Mycosarcoma maydis (corn smut), 2637 nucleotides. RefSeq names its product uroporphyrinogen-III C-methyltransferase. Gene Ontology annotation, molecular function: uroporphyrin-III C-methyltransferase activity. The coding region runs from base 1 to 2637 and encodes 878 amino acids. Lineage: Eukaryota; Fungi; Basidiomycota; Ustilaginomycetes; Ustilaginales. The record is from RefSeq and is a predicted model, not a curated record. The transcript has a single exon. Gene Ontology annotation, biological process: siroheme biosynthetic process.
AUGCACUUCCCGGAACCCAACCCGACCGCCAGCCUCUUGCUCUCGCAUCGGCCUCCUGCAGGCAAAGUUGCGUUGGUAUUGGGAACGGGCAAGCUUGCAGCGUCAAGAUGCUUUGCGUGCCUCGAAGCUGGCAUCCAGCCUGUUGUCAUCAGUGUUGCUGCAUCGCCCGAACUUCACGUUGGCUCUUCUUCGCUCUUUCAACCCUGCGCAGAGCUCGAACAUCGCAUCGCCUCAGGACAAGUGGUACACCACAUUGUUGAUGUUGACUGUUUCUCCACAAAGCAGUCAGUGGAACUCACAUGGAACGGUAUUCUAGACACGUUUGACGGCGAGAUCAACGCCAUCUUUGCUGUUUGCGUCACCGACACACUUCAUUCUGGAGAUGAAACCCAGAAUGCCCCCACCAAAUCCAACUCAAGAAACGUUGAUGGCGAUGAUGAUGAUGACUCGGUUGUUGCAGAGAUGGCCCUGACAUCGUACGCACGAGCCGAAGUCAUCGCUCAACUUUGCCGAAAACGACGAAUCCCGAUCAAUGUAGCCGACAAGCCAAAUCUGUGCGACUUUUCCUUUCCCGCCAACUACCGCUUCCCAUGCAGCAGCGCUAUACUUGAGGCGUCAUCUGCACAGUCCAACAGAACCUGUUCAGCUCUCCCAUCAGCGUCAUCUUCUUCCUUGCAGAUCGCGGUGACCACCAACGGCCGUGGGUGUCGUCUCGCCGGCCGCAUUCGACGAGAGAUUGUAUCGGCUCUUCCACACAAUGUGGGCGAUGCCGUUGAAAAGGUCGGUUUGAUGCGUGAUCUCGCCAAACGGCAAUCGGAAGCUCCCGUAUCAGCUGCCAAACGUAAAAAGCGUAGCGACGCUCCCACGGCUAAGACCGGAAUCGCCGAAGUAGAGGAGGAGGACCUCUCUUUCGAUUCAACGCCACUCAACAGCCCCGUGCCGCAGCUGAUACCCAAGAACCCUAUCGACAGCAUCGGUACCAGUGUUCGAAUCACACAGCUACAAGCAAAGCACGAUCAGGGACUGCAACAAGCAGAAGAGCGCACGAAACGUCGGAUGCGUUGGGUCGCGCAGAUCAGCGAAUAUUGGCCCAUCGAGUAUCUGGGCAAUCUGGGCGAGCAGCAGAUGAGCGAAGCCCUUCGGGCACAUGGUGAAGAACAGUCUCAUCAAAGUGCAGCUUCAGUGAAUACCACCCUGGUGAAUACCACAUCGUCGAUAGCGGUAGGACAAGAGGGCCAAGAUGCGUCUAGAGGCCGCUCCACUCUUGUUCGCAGCAACCAGCAUUCCGAGACGGCAGCUGGCAUUGGAGCAACUGCUCCUUCUUGUGCAGCUCAUCGCGCUCGUUCUCAGCACUCGCUCGACAUUCGUCCUCCGCAGCCGACCUCGACUAGACGAGGUCACAUCUACCUUCUUGGCUCGGGUCCUGGUCAUCCGGGCCUUCUCACCACUCUCGCCUACAAACUCCUUACGUCACCCUCGACCGAUCUCAUCCUGUCUGACAAGCUGGUGCCGGCUUCUAUCCUCAAAUUGAUCCCCAAGAGCACACCUCUGGAGAUCGCCAAAAAAUUCCCUGGCAAUGCUGAGGGUGCCCAGUCCGAGCUUAUUGCCAAAGCGCUGCGUGCUGCCCUGGAAGAGGGAAAGACCGUGGUCAGGCUGAAACAGGGCGACCCGUUCGUCUACGGUCGAGGGGGCGAAGAAGUCUUGGCGUUCCGAAACGCUGGUAUCGAGUGUACGGUUGUACCCGGCAUCAGCAGCAGCAUCGCAGCACCGGCCAUGUUGGGCAUUCCAGUCACUCAGAGAGGCGCAGCCGACUCGCUUGUGCUGUGCACCGGGGUUGGAAAGGGGGGCAAGAAGGUCAAGCUGCCCGGCUAUGAUCGCAGUCGCACGUUGAUCAUUCUGAUGGGAGUAGCACGACUUGGUGCUGUGGUAGCUACCCUUACUGCCGGUGCACCUCAAUCUGCAUCCUCAACAACUGUCGCAGACGAAGAGAGCAUCGGCGAUCGAGAAGGUGCCGUCUUCCCACCCUACACGCCCAUCGCAAUCAUCGAACGUGCUAGUUCUUCAGACCAAAGAAUGGUCGCUAGCACGCUCGACGGUAUCGUGGAAGCGCUCGAGAACAGUGGCGAGCAACGACCGCCCGGUAUGAUGGUCAUCGGCUGGUCCGUGCUUUCUCUAGAAGGGAAGGGUGACGUGUCUAUCCAAGACGACGCGCUUUCGAUCAACGAUCCAGAGGAGCUCGCGAAGAAGGAUCGAGGAAGGGUGCAGAGCUGGCUCAAGGGUCGUAGGUGGAUUGUACGUGAAGGGCUUGAUCACUCGUAUAGAUCUGCUUUGCAUGCUUUUCACGCGACUGCGUUGCAGUUUCCAGAUAGCGGCAGUGUCGCAGAUGUGCCGCUGUCACACCAUGCACACGCUAAGGGUCCAGGUGAGCCAACAACACAGCCAACUGAUGUGGCUGCUGAUACGCUGAGCCAGCGAGGCGAAAGCGGUUGGGCACCGCCACGCUACCCUACAGGUGUACCAGAGGGAGGCUGGGUGCCUGGCGAGGCACCGAAUCGACCAGCAACCGAUCAACUCGCCUACGAACAGAAUAAGACGUAUGUCGAGAUUCAGGCUCGUCUUCAACACCUGUCAACUUAA